Molecule: messenger RNA, 1616 nt
Organism: Lolium rigidum
Lineage: Eukaryota; Viridiplantae; Streptophyta; Magnoliopsida; Poales; Poaceae
Product: tyrosine decarboxylase 1-like
Exons: 1
Coding region: 1-1515 (504 amino acids)
Biological process (GO): amino acid metabolic process
Molecular function (GO): pyridoxal phosphate binding; carboxy-lyase activity
Source: RefSeq, a predicted model, not a curated record
AUGGGGAGCCUGCCACCUCUUGACGCCCCAUUGCCACUUGGCCCCGAGGCAUUCCUCGAUGAGUCGCGCCCGGUGAUCGACUUCCUCAACGGCUACUACCGUGACAUCGAGAGUUACCCUGUCCGGCCCGACGCUGAGCCAGGGUGGCUCCGAACGCUUCUACCGGACGUGCCGCCCGAGCACGGCGAUCCGGUGGAAGCCAUAUUGGAGGAUGUGCAGCAACACAUCAUCCCUGGACUAACACACUGGCAGAGCCCCAACUUCUUCGCCUACUUCCCGGCAAAUGGGAGCGCGGCCGGGUUGAUGGGCGAUAUGCUUACAUCCGGUCUCAACGUUGUACCCUUCUCUUGGGCCUCUUCGCCGGCCGCAACAGAGCUUGAGAGCGUCGUGGUGGACUGGAUGUGCAAGCUGCUAGGGCUCCCCGACCGCUUCCUCUUCUCCUGCGGCGGUAGGGGUGUGCUGCAUGGAAGCACCUGCGAAGGUGUGGUGUCCACGCUUGCGGCCGCACGUGAUCGCGCCCUAAGAAGCUUGGGGCAUGAAGGCAUCGUGAGGCUGGUGGUCUACGCCUCCGAUCAGAGCCACGCCACCUUCCAGAAGGGCACGAGCAUCAUCGGCAUUCCGCCAGCCAACUUCCGCAUCAUCCCAACGUCGGCAUCAUCGGGGUACGGCCUCACAGCUGACAGCGUUUACGACGCGGUGGAGGCCGACAUUGCCAGCGGGCUCGUGCCCUUGUACCUCUGCGCCACCAUUGGCACUACCGGGGUCGGCGCCGUCGACCCUGUGCGCGGUCUCGGGGAGGUGGCGCGGCGGUAUUGCAUGUGGCUGCACGUCGACGUCGCGUUCGCUGGAAGCGCCCUGAUCUGCCCCGAGUUCCGGGACUGCAUCAACGGCGCCGAGCUCGCGGAUUCGGUGAGCAUGAACCCGCACAAGUGGUUCCUCACCAACAUGGACUGCUGCUGCCUGUGGGUUGCCAACCCACAAGUGCUUACCUCCGCACUGUCGACUAACCCGGAGUACCUCAACAAUAUCGGCAAGGGAGGCACAGAGGUGAUCGACUACAAGGACUGGCAGAUUGCAUUGUCACGCCCUUUCCGUGCCAUGAAGCUAUGGGUGGUCUUGCACCGCUACGGCGCAGCAGGGAUGAGGGCACACAUACGGAGGCACGUCGAAAUGGCCAAGUGGUUCGAACGAAUGGUCAGAGCCGACGAACGGUUUGAGGUGGUGACGCCAAGGAGCUUCUCCCUCGUGACCUUCCGCCUCCGCCCACAGAAUGAGCUAGAGGAUGAGAUUUCUGUGGACGCCUUGAACCGCAAACUCCUCGUGGCCAUCAACACGAGCGGACGGGCGUUCAUGACACACUUUGUGGUGGAUAACAAGUUUGUUAUCCGUAUGGCAAUGGGCGGAGCCAUGACGCAGAUGCGGCACGUCCGGGACGCAUGGAAGCUUGUCAAGGAGAAGGCCAAGGAAGUCGGCGCCUUUCCAAGAGAGUACGCACAAGUUAGGGAGAUGAAUUAAGCAUCAAUACUGGAACCAAUCCAUCGUCAGUACAAUAUUUUUCUUAAUUGUAAUAUGUGGCAUGAAGCCACUCCAGAUUUCUCUUUUCUGUGGAGUGUACU